AUGGAAUUGUUCUUCGAAGUUCUCCGCGAAAAGACCCACAUCAUGGCCGAUGUGCGGGAGAACGGGACCGUUGCGGAUAUCAAGCAGAUCAUUGCGGGUGUAAUGCAGCGACCAGUGGCCGAGAUAACGCUGAAAAAGAGCAGAGGAGCACAGUUAACGGAUUGGGAAACGAUUAGUGAUGAGAAGGCACUGGUCGACCUAGGAUUCACCCAGAAGAAUGCCAAACCAGACGACCCAGCUAUACUAGUGUUUCUAUUACCAGGUAAGGAGGUUUUAUCGGAAGUGGAAGAGUUUUGGAUCGGCUUUACACCAUGUAAAAAUUGAGCUUUUGAUAUUAGACAUCUAGCACAAUAUAAACUUUUAUUUAUUUCGGAGUUUAUUUAUUCGUAUUUUAGAAGACGGCGGUCGUGUAAACAUAACUCCGCUCUCAACUCCCCCUCCGCUCCCCGAGGCUAUGCAACACAGCGAAAUGAACGUGGACUAA
Bursaphelenchus xylophilus (pine wood nematode) is the source of this 484-nucleotide messenger RNA. The record is from the annotation of a GenBank genome assembly. Lineage: Eukaryota; Metazoa; Nematoda; Chromadorea; Rhabditida; Aphelenchoididae.